AGCUCACGUUCGUUCGAGACCAGGCUGACCGGCAAUAGAUUAAAUGGAAUGCAGGGAAGAACAGUUGGUGCCUCGAGGGGCUUUGAUCCAAACAGACUGAAGAUAUUGCAGCGAUAUCUGGCGGCGGACGCGUCGAACGGCGUUGGGUGCUUGUUUCAUCUUGUUUGACAGGGCGAUCACUUCGCUGAGCUGCCUUCUCUUUUCUUUCUUGUUUCCUACAAAUUCCCGUUACUUAACGUUGGCGGAACGCUCACUGCCAUCUACCAGAUGUAUCAGAUCCAGCCGUAUACCGUCGGAUACCGCCGAACCUGCAUAUAAAGUGCCUUCCUCCCUUUUCUCCAACCACCACCGGCUCUGACAACUAGUGACAACUAGCAUGGGCCAUUCCCAGUCUCAGCCUAUCCCCCGUUCGGUACGCCGGAAACAGUCUACCGUAUUCUCCCAGCUCGUCUGCGCGACAGCAAGUUCUUCCACCCUUGCCUCCAUGCCUUCCAAGGGAACCUCAGAAUUCCUCCUCGUAAACGAGAAAUCCCAAUAUCGCGACAAUGAAAACAAGCGACGGCCAGCUGACGGCACCUAUGCAUAUAGGCGUCUCUCUUAUCUUUCUCCGAAAGAGAUUAUAUCCGAUGAUGCUGCCAUGGCGUACAAUGACUUUCUACGAGAAUUUCCGGAGUAUCGGCUCACCUGGAUACUCGAUACCCUCCGUCGUACCGACUUCACGCGUCUCGAGACGUCCGGAGAGACAUUUGUUGACUACAUGGGCGGCGCCCUCUAUCCUGAGAGCCUCAUACGCGUCCAUACCGAUUUUUUGCAUCGCAGUGUCCUCGGAAAUACCCAUUCAGUCAGCAAUAGCUCCAAGCUAUCCCUAAAAUGUGCAGACGAAGCCAGAGCAGCGGUGCUUUCAUUCUUUCAAGCGCCUCCCGAGUACACCGUUGUCUUUACAACCAAUGCUACCGGUGCCCUCAAACUCGUGGGGGAGUCGUUCCCAUUUUCUGGAGGCAGUACCUACGUUCUUUCGGCAGAUUCCCAUAAUAGUGUUCAUGGCAUCCGGGAAUUUGCAACUGUACGCGGCUCUAGGGUUUGCUACAUCCCUUCUCCACCUCAUGGUGGUAUAGAUCCGGUUCUAGCAAAGAACACCCUCCUCCGUAAUCGCCCUCGAUUUAAAGAUCUUUUGCCGUGUUUAUUCGCACUAACCGGACAAUCAAACAUUACAAAUUCUAAAACCUCCCUUUCUCUUAUUGAAUAUGCAUCCUCAUUAGGAUAUAAUACGAUCCUUGACGCCGCCGCUCUGGCGCCGACAUCGCUGGUGUCCCUCAAGGACACGCCCGUUGACGCGAUGGCAAUUUCCUUUUACAAAAUGUUUGGCUUCCCAACAGGUGUCGGAGCUCUUGUUGUCAAAAAGUCGUUCCUGGCACAGCUGAAACGCCCUUGGUUUGCUGGUGGAACCGUCGACGUCGUUCAGGUGCCUGGAAGUAUUGUCACCAGAUCGCAUAGCCUUCAUGAACAAUUUGAGGAUGGAACCAUUAACUAUCUAACAUUACCUGCGAUAACAGAUGGCCUACGAUUUCUUUCAGCUUGCCUUCCUUUUCUUCCUCUACGACUUACCACGCUCCUACACUAUGUUGUUUCCUCACUUACACGACUGCGUCACGACACAAUUGGGACACCCGUUGUCCGUAUUCUUUCACGGACACCUUCAAAACGGCUUCGCUCAGUAGGCGAGCAAGCGGACACUGGCUCAAUUAUUUCUUUGAUUUUCUUAUCUCCGUCGGGUGAUAUGCUUCCCAACUCAUUCAUCGAACAUGCUGCUUCUCAGCACAAUAUAUCUCUUCGUACUGGGUGUAUGUGUAAUCCGGGCGGGGCGGCCGCUAUCCUCGAAAUCCAAGACGAUAUGAAACAGCUAUACAGCGGAGUAACUCUGAAGGAUUUUGAGCAUCUCGUUGGGCGGGAGCUUGGAGUCGUAAGGAUAAGCUUUGGACUGGCGAGCAACUUCUACGAUGCAUGGGAGGUCGUCCGUUUCGCGACGCUGAUGUCGAACGAACGGACACGAGAGGUCAUGUGGAAUCAAUGGACGGAGGCCUCGGGUGUCAUGAUUGGCCAGGCUAUCUGAAUGGCGGACGGAAUGUAUGUUAACACAAUGAAAUGGUGUGUAUUUUUAUUGAAAGGUUU
Molecule: messenger RNA, 2169 nt
Organism: Guyanagaster necrorhizus
Lineage: Eukaryota; Fungi; Basidiomycota; Agaricomycetes; Agaricales; Physalacriaceae
Product: methyltransferase type 11
Exons: 6
Coding region: 377-2110 (577 amino acids)
Biological process (GO): molybdopterin cofactor metabolic process
Molecular function (GO): molybdenum cofactor sulfurtransferase activity
Source: RefSeq, a predicted model, not a curated record